Fusarium keratoplasticum is the source of this 666-nucleotide messenger RNA. RefSeq lists its product as uncharacterized. The record is from RefSeq and is a predicted model, not a curated record. The transcript has a single exon. The coding region runs from base 1 to 666 and encodes 221 amino acids. NCBI's taxonomy places the organism in Eukaryota, Fungi, Ascomycota, Sordariomycetes, Hypocreales, Nectriaceae.
AUGGCCCAUGCCGGCAAUGGAGGGGGUCACAACUCGGAUACUGGCGACGGAGGCGAGACCCACGGUUCUUCGAACAUCGAGGACACGAACCAAGCUCGUGUCAGCGAGGAUGAUGGUUCUUCCGCAGAGCAAGAACCCGUGAGGGGUGGCGAUGGGGCGGGCACGUCGCCAGAAGACGAGAGUCAGGAAAAAGGAUCGUCAAGCGAUGAGGAGCAUGAGUAUGAAGCAUCCAACACCGAGGAUCAAGAGCAUGAGCCGGCACAUGAAGAGGAUCAAGAGCAAGAAUCGUCAACCGAGCAGAACAUCGACGCGGAACAGGGCUCUCUACCUGUUAACAACAUGACUAGAGGAAUCCCACCAACUGAGGAGAUUCAGCCAAUUCAAGAGAUCCAGCCUAUGCAAGAAAUCCAACCGGUUCAGGAGAUGCAACCGGUUAAAGAGGUUGACGCGAUGUCAACGGUCGACCAGCCCGAAGGGGCUCUGGCGAGUGAUGAAACUCCAGCGGUUGAGGGGUCAUCUUCAUGGAAGCUGUGGAGAUGCUGGGAAGGCACACUGGACUGCUGCGGGACAUGUCUAGUGGACCCUGAGUGUGUAAGAGACGUGUUUAACAUCGAGACUCCUGAGCUACUUUGCGUGUCAAGGUUGCUGGAUCGGAUUUAUCAAUAG